GCGCCGCGAUCGGCAGUGAGGUCAUAGGGAGUGCGACGCGGGGGCAGCGGCGGGAGCUGAGAGAAAGAGAGAAAGAAAGUUCCAGAGGGAAAUAAAAAGCAACCUCGCCGACAAGUAUGAGCAAAGCCCAUCCGCCCGAGCUCAAGAAGUUCAUGGACAAGAAACUGUCACUCAAACUGAAUGGUGGGAGACAUGUGCAAGGAAUUCUGCGUGGCUUCGACCCCUUCAUGAAUCUUGUCGUGGAUGAAUCUGUCGAGAUGGCACCUGGGGGCCAGCAAAAUAACAUUGGCAUGGUGGUUAUCAGAGGGAAUAGCAUUAUCAUGCUGGAAGCCUUAGAGCGAGUAUAGUGAAGACUGCUGUAUUCCUGAAAACAUGGAAAAGAAUGUUGCAGAGACACCACAGCCAUCAUUUUGAGUCCUCGAAUUUUUUGUCCUUAGUUUUUCUGGUAGAAUAUUGCAUUUGAUGAAUCAUAUGAGACGCAAGCCGAGCAUUUUUGUGAAUACUUUAUUAUUUGUAAUUGUGGGACCUAAAUGACAGUAAAUAUGUUUUUGUAUGAAA
Molecule: messenger RNA, 558 nt
Organism: Carcharodon carcharias (great white shark)
Lineage: Eukaryota; Metazoa; Chordata; Chondrichthyes; Lamniformes; Lamnidae
Gene: snrpg
Product: small nuclear ribonucleoprotein polypeptide G
Exons: 4
Coding region: 117-347 (76 amino acids)
Biological process (GO): mRNA splicing, via spliceosome; spliceosomal snRNP assembly
Cellular component (GO): catalytic step 2 spliceosome; SMN-Sm protein complex; U1 snRNP
Molecular function (GO): RNA binding
Source: RefSeq, a predicted model, not a curated record